Molecule: messenger RNA, 3198 nt
Organism: Drosophila obscura
Lineage: Eukaryota; Metazoa; Arthropoda; Insecta; Diptera; Drosophilidae
Gene: Axud1
Product: cysteine/serine-rich nuclear protein 1
Exons: 3
Coding region: 489-3062 (857 amino acids)
Biological process (GO): regulation of transcription by RNA polymerase II
Cellular component (GO): nucleus
Molecular function (GO): DNA-binding transcription factor activity, RNA polymerase II-specific; sequence-specific DNA binding
Source: RefSeq, a predicted model, not a curated record
AUGCGCGGUAACACUGGUUCGCAGCAAUAACAAGUGAAAACGUAAGAAAAAAGUGAGAAAAACUGCAAGAGCAGAACAUCUUUCUGCUCGCAUAAAACAUAAAAAGUGAAAAAAGUUAGUUACAAUGUGAAAUUAUAAAUUAUAAACACUGCCGCGUCCUAUAAAAAUCUGAGAUCGCACUCUCACACACACCAACACACAACUCGUACGAUUGCCAAUCGCUGCUGCGCCUCCUUCCACGCACACACACAGACACACAGUUGCGCCUUUCGUCAUCUCUCUCUCUCUGUCUCUCACAUCGUCGCAACGUCGCAAAUUCCAGAAAGGAGCCACAAAAAAACCAACAAAUCACAGAAUCCUUGCGUUGCGUGAAAUCACAGCAUACUGCUUGCAAAGAUGUUGCGGGCCCUGCGACAGUGAAACCCAGUUUUCUAGGCCUCCCCCCCCUCCCCACCACCCGUUUUCGGGGGGCCUGACACACGAGGAGCAUGUUUAAGAAGAUCUUCACGUACAUACAAAAAAAUGCCAGCAGCUCCAACAUGUUCAGCCCAACAACGACACCCACAGCCACAGCAGCAGCAGAAGCAACAGUGGCAGUGGCACCAUUGAAUGCCCAUGAGGAUGGCGCUGCCACGCGGCGACGCAUCGAGUAUGAGGAGGAGGCACAGGACAGUGGGCUCUUGCUGGAGGAGGACGAGGAGGAGGAGGAGUUCAUUAUGGAGGAUGACAUUGAGCGUCAAAUCAAGACAUCCAUAAUCGAUGCCACUAAAGUGCAUGCUGCCAAGGCCAAGGCCAUGGCUAUGACGCUGCCGCUGCCGACCAAUCUUCAAAUGGAUGAUGAGCUGGCAGACUUUGCCAACGAACCGGUGACGCCCAACGAUGGCGAACUCGACGAACAGUUCCUGGAACUGGAUAAUUUUCCCAACAAUGAAAUUAUCGUCCUGGGCGGCACAGAUCUGCUCAACACUUCCCUGGCCGCGGACAACAUUUCCGAGGACCCCCUGGCCAUAGACAAUAUUCUGGACUCGUCUUCGGUGACCACCAACGAGGAGGUGGACACCAGCGGUGAUUUGCUUUGGCUGAAGCUCAACACGGAAUCGGAGCCGCUUAAUGGGAGCUCAGGUGGUGGCAGCAGCAGCAGCGUCGUGGUGCCCCAGGCGAAACAGCAGCAGCAGGCGGCCAAGACCAAAGAAGAUGAGAUGCGUGACGGUGGCUCCGACUCGGGUUUGGGCAGCGAAACGACCAGAAUUACGCUCAAGCAGCAGUCAUCAGCUGUGCCCGAGCCAAAGCGUUCGAAUCUGAAGCGCCGGCUGGAGGAUAACGAGAGCGAUGCCAUCGAUCUGGUGCCCGAUAUGUCCGGCGCUGCACUCUCGACAACCAGCACCGUGGCCGCACAGAAGCGACCGAAGCGCAGCAUCAACUUUGACAAUGUCAAAAUCUACUAUUUCCCCCGGCAGCAGGGAUUCAGCUGUGUGCCCACCCUCGGCGGCUGUACGCUUGGUAUGGGUGCGCGCCACAUUGCCUUCAAGACGAUGACCCUGGCGGAGCAUGCAGCGGAGCUGAGGCGUGCGCAUCGCAGCCAGAAUCAGGAUGUGCAGCCGCGUGGCUCGAGCAGCGACGAUACCGAGGAAUCGGAGGAGGAUUUCCUCAGCGAGGGCAGCGGCUCGGAUGCGGACGAUGGCUCCAAUGGUUUCCUCACGACAAUGUCGCCCAAGCAGCGUCGUGCGCUGCUCAAGGCGGCGGGCGUGCGCAAGAUCGAUGCCAGCGAGAAGAUCGAAUGCCGCGACAUCCGGAACUCGCGCGAAGUGUGCGGCUGUUCGUGCCGCGAGUUCUGCGACCCGGAGACCUGCGCCUGCAGCCAGGCGGGCAUCAAAUGCCAGGUGGAUCGCUCCAUGUUCCCCUGCGGUUGCUCGCGUGAGGCCUGCGGCAACACCGUCGGCCGCGUCGAGUUCAAUCCAACGCGUGUGCGCACCCACUACAUUCAUACGGUGAUGCGGCUGGAUCUGGAGCAGCGGCAGGGCGCCCAGGGCCACAUACAGCAACAGCCUCCGCAGAGCAGCUCCCUGACGUACUCUUCCGUGGGCGCAGGUGUGCCCAGUGGCGCUGUGGCUUCCCCCACGGCCGCCGCCUCUCACUGUUACUUCAUGCAAACGCAAUCGAACUAUAGCUCGGGCUAUGCUUCGCCCGCGUACACGCCCGAGAGCAGUGUCAGCUACUACCAGCAGCAGCAGCAGCAAUCUGUGGUGGUGGUGUCUCCUCCCAUACCGACCACUGUCCAGCAGCAGACACAGAGCAGCUAUGCGACGGCCUAUGCCCAGUUGGAUGGCCUGGAUUCGGGUCUGUUCGCCACGGGAAGCAAUGCCACACCUUCCUACGGGGAACUCUAUCAAUCGCUGAGCUACGGCAGUGCCCAGCUCACUUCCUACCAGUCCGCCUAUCAGCCGCUCUCCGCAUCGCCCGUUGCCGUGGCACCCAGUGGCGGUUUUAGCUCCUGUUCGGUGCCAUCGGCGCCGCCCUUCGGUAAUGCCACAACGACAGCGUCGAGCAAUGCCCAAUAUCAAACCACCGCCGCCUCCAUGACUGCUGCCUCAUCGAUCAGUGGCAGCAGCAGCAGCAUUAGCAGUUGCAAUCGUCUCAGUGGUACCACCACCGCCUCCACCGCCGCCGCUGCCGCUGCCGCCUCCGCCACGACCAAUGAUUUCAUUAGCCUAAACUCACCGCUAGCCAGUUCCUCGCGCCUCUCCCAGAUCAAUGAUCUGCUGCAGCACAAUCGUAAUACCACCGCCGCCUUGGUGGCCGUCUCCGAGGGUUACAGUGGCGGCGUCAGAACCAGCUCUUCAUCAUCUACGAUCGACUCCAUUGAUACGCCGCCCAUUGUUGAGGAUGCGCAGCGCAGCUGCAUGACCUUUGAGGCGUUGCCGCCGCCACUUGUCAAUCCCACGCCCAUUGUGGCAGUGGUGGAGAGCAAAAUGCCAACGAUAGCGGGCGUGCAACCAACGCCGCCCUUAGCGCCACAGCCACGCCAGCCGCUCGAUGUGCAAUCCCUGACAGAAAACGCAUAAAACAGACGUAUGGGAACAACCAAGAGACAGAGAGAGAGAGAGAGAGCUGGGAAUAGUUUUUAUAGCAAUUGUACACAGCAAAAGACUUCAUUACGUUUAAGGCAAUGGCAACGGCGACAGCGACAUGGCAGUGGCA